Molecule: messenger RNA, 3086 nt
Organism: Lotus japonicus
Lineage: Eukaryota; Viridiplantae; Streptophyta; Magnoliopsida; Fabales; Fabaceae
Product: protein FAR1-RELATED SEQUENCE 5-like
Exons: 2
Coding region: 542-2914 (790 amino acids)
Biological process (GO): regulation of DNA-templated transcription
Molecular function (GO): zinc ion binding
Source: RefSeq, a predicted model, not a curated record
ACUUUGCUUAUCCUCCACCAUCGCCCUAAAGAGGAAGCAGCUGCUACGCACUGAAAUUGAAAACCCCGCAAACACAAACACAUACACAUUCUAGCACUGGAGUGAACACAGUGAACGUUGUUUCUCACCAAUAUUCAAAUCUUGCUUCUCCCAUUCCCUCUUUCAUUCAACUCCAUCACCAACCUUUCCAAGAUCCGGGUUUCUCUUUUUCAAUUCUCCAAUCUUUUGUUUCCCUCUGAAUAUUCCAAUAUCCUGGAAUGCCCGAUUUCAAUUUCAAUCGGGCAUUCUUUCUUUUCGUUAUUCUGAUCAUGUAUUUAUUUACCAUAUGCCAUGAAGUCAGAGAGCUGAAAGCCUGAAACUGUAUGUAUCAUUCAUGCAUAUGAAUCAUGAUGAUGAUGAAGAAGAAUUGGUACUUUUUUGUUUGUUUGUUUAGGUUUUGUAUUAAAUCGUUUGAACCCUUUUGUUUUUUUCCUCUUUAAUGUCUAAUUUUUCAACCAAGUUCUUGUCUUGAUAAGAUUUUGAUUAUUGGGUUUUUUGUAAAAUGGAGUUUGAACCUCUGGCUCUAAGCAAUGAGGUUAUUGAAUUUGAUAUGAUUGGUUUGGGGGAUGAUGCUGCUGCCAUUGACAUUGAGCAUCCUGUUGAAGAUGAUGAUGAGUUUGUUAAUGGGGGAAACAAUGAUCCUGUUUUUGCUAUUACCAAUUCAGCUGCUACUGGGGGACCUCUCAUACCUGGAGGGGGUGACUCAAUUCUUGAACCUUGUCAAGGUAUGGAUUUUGAAUCAGAAGAGGCUGCUAAGGCUUUUUAUAAUUCGUAUGCUCGCCGUGUUGGCUUUAGCACGCGGGUGAGCAUGUCUCGCCGCUCCAGGCGAGAUGGUGCUAUAAUUCAGAGGUCUUUUGUGUGUGCCAAGGAAGGUUUUCGUGUCGAGAAGGAGAGGCAUCUUGAGGGCAGAGUCAAGCGGCCUCGUGUCGAGACUCGUGUUGGUUGCAAGGCCAUGUUGGUUGUGAAAAUACAAGAUUCUGGCAGAUGGGUUGUCUCUUCCUUUGUCAAGGAACACAACCAUGAAUUGGUUCCGCCUGAUAAGGUGCACUGCCUUCGCUCUCAUCGCCAUGUUUCAGGUCCAGCUAAGUCAUUGAUUGAUACCUUGCAGGGUGCCGGAAUAGGGCCCAGUGGAAUUAUGUCUGCUCUUGUCAAAGAAUAUGGUGGAAUUACCAAUAUCGGUUUCACCGAGCGUGACUGUAGGAAUUAUAUGAGGAGCAGUAGGCAAAGGACCCUUGGAGGUGACACUCAAAUCCUCUUGGAUUACUUUAAGAGCAAAGAAGCAGAGAAUCCUUCAUUUUUGUAUGCUGUGCAGGGUGAUGAAGAUAAUUGCAUGAGUAAUAUCUUAUGGGUUGAUCAUAAGGCCAAGACUAACUACACUUACUUUGGUGACACUGUCACUUUUGACACAACAUAUAGGUCGAACCGCUAUAGAUUGCCUUUUGCACCUUUCACUGGAGUAAAUCAUCAUGGACAGCCUGUCUUAUUUGGUUGUGCUCUCCUGAUUAAUGAGUCCGAGGCAUCUUUUGUCUGGCUGUUCGAAACCUGGCUUGAAGCAAUGUCAAGGCGACCUCCAGUUUCAAUUACUACUGAUCAUGAUAGGGUGAUUCGUGGAGCCAUCAACCAUGUCUUUCCUGAUACCCGUCACCGAUUUUGCAAGUGGCACAUUUUUAAAGAAUGCCAAGAGAAGUUGUCUCAUGUGCUUUCUGAACACCAUGAUUUUGAAGCUGACCUCCAUAAAUGUGUUAACCUAACAGAGUCCAUUGAGGAGUUUGAGUCUUGUUGGUCCUCUCUAAUUGAUAGGUAUGGUCUCAGAGAACAUGAAUGGCUCCAAGAGAUUUAUGGUUAUCGGCGGCAGUGGGUUCCAGUGUACUUGAGGGACUCAUUUUUCGCAGAAAUGUCAAUAACACAACGGAGUGAUAGCAUAAACUCUUAUUUUGAUGGCUAUAUCAAUGCAUCAACAACACUUCAGCUUUUUGUUAAACAGUAUGAGAAGGCUUUGGAGAGCCGUUAUGAGAAAGAAGUCAAAGCUGAUUAUGACACAAUAAACACUGCUCCACUACUGAAGACCCCAUCUCCCAUGGAGAAACAGGCAGCUGGAGUUUACACAAGGAGGUUGUUUAUCAAAUUUCAGGAAGAGUUGGUUGAGACAUUAACUUUCUUGGCAAACAAAGUAGGUGAAGAAGAAAUGAUUACUGUGUAUAGAGUAGCCAAAUAUGGGGAAAGUCACAAGGCAUACUUUGUCAGAUUUAACUUUUCUGAGAUAAAAGCUACUUGUAGUUGCCAGAUGUUUGAGUUUUCUGGUAUAGUUUGUCGACAUAUAUUGACUGUUUUUAGGGUGACAAAUAUUCUUACCUUACCAUCUCAUUAUAUCUUAAAAAGAUGGAGCAGGAAUGCCAAAAGUGGUGUCAUACUGGAUGACCAUACUACUGAUUUGUUAAAUGGUGGACAAGAAUCUCUAACUAUCCGAUACAAUAAUCUUCGCCGUGAGGCCCUUAAGUAUGCUGAUAAGGGAGUAAGCUCUCCAAAAGUUUAUGAUGUGGCUAUGAGUGCUCUUCGGGAGGCAGCAAAUAAAGUGGAAGCUGCGUCAAAAAAUGGUGGAAGACUGGUUAUUUUGGAUGGAGCUUGUAAAGAAGACCUUCAUCAGGGAAACGAAGCAAUAACAAGUUGUAGUAAUGCUCAAUUAAGUUCACAACUAUCUUCGUCUACGGAUGACCAUGACAGAACAAUUGAAAAGCUGACACAUCAACUUGACCGAGCAAGGAAGAAGUGUGAAGUUUAUAGGUCCAACUUGCUGUCAAUUUUAAAAGCCAUUGACGAGCAGAAGCUAGAAUUAUCAGUUAAAGUUCAAAAUAUCAAGUUAGAGAUGAAAGAGUGAUAUAGGAUUGCCAUUGAUGGAGUUGAUGCAUGCAUGUAUUUCUCUCCAGUGUAGGUUAACCCUCUUGCAAAGCAUUUUAAGUAGGGUGGGUGUCUGUAUUGAGAAGGUGCCAAGAGUGAAUGGCUGACUAGUUUUUUACAAGUGAAUUUGUUGUUUCCAUAUGCUGCACAAA